UUAAAAUCCCCCGAUACCUUCAUUUUUUACGCAUCAGUAUAUUAAUAGAUGCCUACACCCCACUCUCAUCAAAUGAGCUUUGGUAAAGUAUAUCUGCUAUCCCCAGUAGCAAAUCUGCCUGGCGUGGCAAAGGUCCAGAUCGAUAUCUUCUCGAGCCACAAACUUGGUAAAUAGCUGCUUGAACUGCCUGGAUUUCUCUAUCUCCUAGUCGGAAGUACUGGAGUUCAAUUGAUGAAAACACUUUGGAAAGCUUUGUUAGGAAAACAUUCGAUGUUAAUAGAAUCUCGGGUCUGUCUAGGUGAGAGGGUUAUAAGGAAAGUUCAUCCGCUCUACAGAUGGGAGACUCAAUAUUUCCUCGUGAUCUUCCGGUAUUCCCAAAAAGCUGGAUUUCAUUCUAAUAGAAAUCGAUUCCUGCACUCAUCUUUUACUCUCCAUUUGUUUGAACCAUCGAAUAUGGUUGGCUUUUUUAAUACAAAAAAAUGUUCAUACAAAUGUUCAAAGUCCUCGCAGCUGGCAUAUUCGGACCUGAAGCUCUGUUGGGAAUACCGAAGAUUUCUUGUGUCAAAGUUGAUAUAGGAACGGAGAAAUCAGCCUUCCUCAAUUGCUAUUUUUGUCAGAGAUUCUCCAACUGUUUAUAUGUUCCUACUAUUCUAAUGCUCCUCCGAGGCUGAGGCGCUACGCGCGAUCUUUUCUAGUUCAUAGAUCUUGUCGCAACGUAGGCGGGCGUCAACAGUCCAAUUUGCGGGACGACCCGACGUUUCUGCUGUGGAGAUGAUGUUGGUGGCCUGGAACUCAGCCCUUUUUCUUCUCUCUUAAAAUUCGUAAACUUGCUCCAUAUUUUAGCCAUGCUCAUGACCUUCUUGCCAUUCAUCCUUCAGGCCUGGGACCUAUCUUGUACUACAUCGAUAAAAAAAUGCCGAGUUGCAGGACUUUGUUCAUUAUUUCGCUCUGGGCGAUACAAGUAUUUGGCCUUAAACAGCUUCCAAAAAGGAGUAAGUCAACCAUUAACUUAUUCUGUGUUUAUAAUUAAAAGUCAAGCAGCGGCUUCCAUAUCAUAUAAUGAAACAUCGACAAGUUCGGACCGGGCAACCAUAACAUCUUCCGCUGUUAGUUCGGAAUGCUGCUAUCUUUCAUCUUUCGAAGUUGGUCAGGUUCUGUGGUAUUCUGAAAGUAUCAAUAUUAUUGUAGCAACAGUUUCUACUGUUGUGUAUAAGUAUGACAACACAGCUAUUACAGAAACCCUGACUAUAUCUACAAACUCUACAGUGCCAUCACGACCCAUAACACGAUCAUCCAUCAAUGGCCUCCCUACAACAAUUAUUGGGACUGGCCUAGGAGUUUACCAAGCUGAGACAACAUUCAUUCACGGAACCGCUUUCACCGAUCCAUACGGAACAGUGUACGAAUCGCCGACACCUGUUUGGAUCUACACAGAUGUCAUAUAUGCAACUGCGUUACCAAAGUUGACGCAGAGUGCAUAUGUAUGCCCUAAUCCGAAUGAUGUCAAGAGCUCAUCCGGCAAGGAAAUAUCCCCUUACCCAUCAGGAUUCUUUCUCGCCGACAAUGACCCUAAUUAUGGCUGGAACUCAACAGGGGCUUUUUCGACAACAUUACCUACACAAUUGCGUGAUUGGAUGGCUAGUUAUGCCGCAGCCGACACAGAAAAUACCCCGACAAACCUCGGAAAAUGUGGACUGGGUGCUGGACGAGGUGUACCUACCGCCUAUGUUCCCUACAACGAAAUCACAGCUACUAUUACCACUACUUCCACUAUGUAUGGGAAUUUUGGGAUCGGCGGCGUUUCAAGUCCAGCUAAUCGAUCAACUCAAAUCGCAUCAUCUACAUCGACUGCUACCACUCCAAUCAAAACUAUUACCUCUCAAUCCACUCGCUCAACCACCAGAACCUCUAUCAUUACAAUUACCAAAAUGGCCGAUAUUUCAAGAACAUCCCAGACUCCGAGUGUACAAACAAUAGUUGCAACAGUAAAAGCAGCCCUCAUAAAUACAAUCACGCCAGCAGCAUCUACGACAAUUUCUUAUGUUUCUCAAACCUCGAGUACUCCUUCCCAAACUUCCGACUAUGUAAUUGUGAAUUCCGAAUUGAUUACGCAAAAUGAAUCGGUGAUUGCGACAGGAACGGGCAGUAGUGUGAGUACAGCUAUGGUAAAAGGAGGAAGUUUACCGAAAAUUGUGUUGGUUAUGGAUUGGGCUAGUACGAGCACCUCAGGGGGAGUGGGAGGGAGUACGCAAACGGGAACUGGCACGGCACAAGCGUUGACGGAUACUACGGUUCCGGGCGUGGCGCGGAAUUCGAGUAAUUCAGGAGGAUCUGUAGGGAGAAAAGCUGAUAUUGGGAUAUUGUGCGUUGGCAGCGUGGUUUUGGCAGGAUUGGCUGGGGUCUGGGGCGUGUAGAUGAGAUGAGAUGGAAUAUUGUAGGGGAGCUUGUAUUGGGGAAUUAGACUUAGAGGCAAUAAUAUUGUAAUAAUAUUGUACAUAUAUUUAUUUAUACUUGAAUAUGUUUUGACAAGAAUA
Sclerotinia trifoliorum is the source of this 2534-nucleotide messenger RNA. The record is from the annotation of a GenBank genome assembly. Lineage: Eukaryota; Fungi; Ascomycota; Leotiomycetes; Helotiales; Sclerotiniaceae.